GAUUUAAAAUAACGUGUCAAAGCAGGAGUAACGUAAUCAACAAGAGCACCAAGAUUGGAAUACCUAAUCUGAAUUUAAAUGUUAGCUGAACAUCUGAAGAACUGAAGGUGUCGAGUUGUUAACGCUUAACCUACGAUAGUGUGAAAUUCAGACUUGCCAAAGAUGUUGAUCAUCGAUCAAACUUUUCAGAAUUCUGCAAUGGGCGGUGAUCAGACCUGUUACUCUGAAUGUAGGAAGUUGGUAGAAAACUUAGUGAAUGACAUUAGCAGUGGAUUGGAUGGAAUCGAAACUGAAGUAUUGCCAAAGAUAUCGCUGUUGAAGAAAAGCAUUGGUGUGUUGAUAGACCAGUCAGUAUCUGUUAGCCGGGCUCAUAUUUACAAAGAUUUUCUCAGUGAGUUUGCUGAUGUUGAUAUCAAAACACGCGUCCAAACCAAAAUCUUCAAUGCCCUCGAGGAAGAAAUUUCUAAAUUGAAGCUUUUAGUGAAUGAUCAGGAUAUGAAACUAAUGAAGUGCAGGUCAGCAAUGGUCCCACUGGAAACAUUCACCUUAAGUCUAAAAGAAUCUCAUGUAAAUUUGCUCAACGCCGUGGAGAUGACAAAAGACUGUUCACAGAUUUUUACCUACUUAUGUAUAAAGCUGCAAAUUGCAACCGCGUGCAUUAAAUAUGAAGAUAUUUCCUCUUUAAAUAAGUUGACCAAUUUUCCAAAUGACAUUAGAAAUGCGAAAAAAACUAUUCUUGAAAAGAAGAAAGCCAUUGCAGAUCUCUUGCUGCUUCCUAUGAAUGAGGAAGAAAUAAAAUUAGUCACUGUUGGAAACUGAAAUGUAGCACACCUAACGGCACAACAGAGUGAAUGAACACUUUAAUUCAAAGUACUUUUUCAAGUAUCUUUCUUUCUCUUUAUUGUUGUUAGAAGAGAUGGAGGAAUCCAAAACAUAAGGGCGGAGGUGGCCUCUGUUUUGGCUAGUAUGAAACCUUGCUACUAACUUAUGCAGUUGAUUUAUGCUGUCAGUUUCUCCAUGGUGAACAUAGGUACACAAAAAUCUUUUGAUCUCUUAUCGUCAUGGAUGAAUUCUGGACUUGGAAUUUGUCAACUCUCAAUGAACAUUCACACUUUGUAACAAUUUCGGGUUUCAAAAUUGAAACUUACACUCAUUUAGUGAAGGAAAAGGAACUGAAUUGUUUUUCAAUCGCUAUUGGUUUCAAUUUACGGUGGGGUCCACCAGCACCUGUAGUCACUAUUGCCUUAAAUGAGGUGAUAUAUCUCUAAGUAAAAUUAGAACCAUUGGACGCUGCUUUGCCUCAAAUUGCAUGUGCCGUCCUCUACAAAUGAGACUGGAACCUCUAAGGCUCCUUGACUGAUACAUUUUUUGAGUUCAAUUGAAAAAGAGAUCGAUUUUUUUCAUAUUUGGUUUUUUAUUUUAGCUCAGUUUUGCUGGGCUUGUCUUUUUUCUACCACCUAUUUUUUCUUAUUUUUUGUUCUAUUCUGCACAUAAAACUAUCGCAAAAUGGGAUCUAAAAGAUUCUUUCUGUAGACCCUAUAUCUUUGUGCGAUAUUGAUGAGUGUAAUGAGACACCAGGUAGGAUACACCUUUGAACUCCCUCAGUACAUUCAUCCUUAUCUGAUUACUUGGUGAGUAGCCAUUUGAUUAUUUUUACUCUUCAUUUUUUUUAAAUUGUUUUCAAAGUUGUAUUUAAAUGAGAUUUAUUACAUUCAAUUAAAUGUAAGAAAGUAAGAGAGAAUUUUGUUUACUUUGCAAUAAUUUUUAUUUAUUGUCCUCAUACAUUUUAAUUUAAAUACGUAGAACCCAUAAUAUUAUGUAUUGCAUCCUGGCUCUACUUGUGGCCAAUUAUUACCUGUGAUACUUUGAAGAAAGUUAUUUUUGAAAAAUAUGAAACGAAUUAAUAAAUAAUGCUCUUUAACUUAA
Messenger RNA from Bemisia tabaci, 1926 nucleotides. RefSeq lists its product as uncharacterized. The record is from RefSeq and is a predicted model, not a curated record. NCBI's taxonomy places the organism in Eukaryota, Metazoa, Arthropoda, Insecta, Hemiptera, Aleyrodidae.